AUGUUGACCACAUCUUUGAUCUGGGGGAUUGUCACAGCAGUGUGCUGUUGUUUAUGGCUUAUUUUUGGAAUAAGGAGAAGACAAAUGGGAGAGCCGCCUCUGGAAAAUGGGUUGAUUCCAUACCUGGGCUGUGCUCUGAAGUUUGGGGCCAACCCUCUUGAGUUCCUCAGAGAAAAUCAAAGGAAACAUGGUCAUGUUUUCACCUGCAAACUAAUGGGAAAAUAUGUCCACUUUGUCACAAAUUCUUUGUCAUACCAUAAAGUAUUAAGUCAUGGGAAAUAUUUUGAUUGGAAAAAAUUUCACUACACUACUUCUGCACAGGCAUUUGGGCACAGAAGCAUUGAUCCAAGUGAUGGAAAUACCACUGAGAACAUCAACAACACUUUCAACAAAACCCUGCAGGGAGAUGCCUUGAACUCCCUCUCAGAAGCUAUGAUGGAAAACCUCCAACUUGUCAUGAGACCUCCCGGCUUUCCUAAAUCAAAGAGUGCUGCCUGGGUGACAGAAGGGAUGUAUGCCUUCUGCUACCGAGUGAUGUUUGAGGCUGGCUAUUUAACUCUUUUUGGCAGAGAUCACACAAGGCAAGAUACACAAAGAGCCCUCAUCCUAAACAACCUUGACAACUUCAAGCAAUUUGACAAAGUUUUUCCAGCCUUGGUGGCAGGCCUCCCCAUUCACAUGUUCAAGACAGCUCACAAAGCCCGAGAAAGGCUGGCCGAGGGCUUGAAGCACGAGAAGCUCCGCACCAGGGACCAGGUCUCAGAACUGAUCCGCCUGCGCAUGUUCCUGAAUGACACGCUCUCCACUUUCGACGACACCGAGAAAGCCAAGACGCACCUUGCUAUCCUCUGGGCAUCGCAGGCAAACACCAUUCCUGCCACUUUCUGGAGCUUAUUUCAAAUGAUGAGGAGUCCUGAAGCAAUGAAAGCAGCUACUGAAGAAGUGAAUAAAGUACUGGAGAAUGCUGGUCAAAAACUCAGCAAUUCAAUUUAUUUGAAUCAAAUGCAACUGAAUGACCUGCCAGUACUAGACAGUAUCAUCAAGGAGGCUCUGAGGCUUUCCAGUGCUUCCCUGAACAUCCGAACAGCUAAGGAGGAUUUCACUUUGCACCUUGAAGAUGGUUCCUAUAACAUCAGAAAAGAUGACAUCAUAGCUCUUUAUCCACAGUUAAUUCAUUUAGAUCCAGAAAUCUAUCCAGACCCUAUGACUUUUAAAUAUGAUCGAUAUCUUGAUGAAAACAGGAAGACAAAGACCACUUUCUAUAGCAAUGGAAUCAAGUUAAAGUAUUACUACAUGCCUUUUGGAUCAGGAGCUAUGAUAUGCCCUGGAAGAUUGUUUGCUGUCCAAGAAAUCAAGCAAUUUUUGAUUCUGAUGCUUUCAUGUUUUGAACUGGAGUUUGUGGACAGCCAUAUUAUGUGUCCCCUUUUGGACCAGUCCCGCGCAGGCUUGGGCAUUUUACCACCAUUAAAUGACAUCGAGUUUAAAUAUAAACUCAAACAUUUGUGA
Castor canadensis (American beaver) is the source of this 1506-nucleotide messenger RNA. RefSeq names its product cytochrome P450 family 7 subfamily A member 1 (gene Cyp7a1). The record is from RefSeq and is a predicted model, not a curated record. Gene Ontology annotation, molecular function: cholesterol 7-alpha-monooxygenase activity; iron ion binding; heme binding. NCBI's taxonomy places the organism in Eukaryota, Metazoa, Chordata, Mammalia, Rodentia, Castoridae. Gene Ontology annotation, biological process: bile acid biosynthetic process; cellular response to glucose stimulus; cholesterol catabolic process. Gene Ontology annotation, cellular component: intracellular membrane-bounded organelle.